GAUUUCCUUUAUCGUGUUUACAUAGGCUACAUCCGGCGCUUAUAUCUGUUGCUUAUCGUAUUUGAUUUCCAUAUUGGCAACAUGGACAUGCCACAAGGUCAAGCAGUUAAUAAUGCAAUUCUAGCAGGUUCGCCAAGGCAUGGUUUCCUGAUUCCAAGUCCCAUCCCGACCCGCCGAGCCAGAACGCAAUCCCAGUCGGAAGUUGCUGCCAAAAGUGAAGUUUACAAGGGUACAGUGCAGAGAUUUUGUCGACAGAAAGGACAUGGCUUCAUCAUCCCUGAGAAUGAAAAAGAGGAUCCAGAACCACUGUUUGUUCACAUUUCAGAUAUUGACGGAGAGUAUGUUCCAAAGGAAGGUGACCAUGUGUCCUAUAAAAAGUUGUUGAUUCCACCGAAGAUGGAGAAAUAUCAUGCUGUACAUGUGGUGAUCACACACCUUAAUGAAGGUGUGUCACACGAGAAAUGGGACUCGCCUUGUUCUUCUCCACGCACCACGUAGGAAGCUGAAGCAUCAGGUGUGGUUUUAGGUGUAUACAUUGAGUGAGGAGAAGUAGAGGACCAGUUCAGGGAUGGGAGAUAUUACUAUUGUUAAUCUUAAAUGUCGAUAUUGACACUAUUGAGAUUUGGUUUAGUAACAUUUAGUUUUGAGAUAACUGAAAUUAAUGUUUCAGAGCAAUGCGAAGUGGGACAAGUGAACCUUUGUUUAUACAACACGACCAAUUCAUCUUUCUCUGAUGUAACCUUUGAGUAGAAAAUCAAGUCGGACUGCCAAAAUGUUCAAUUUUGAUUCAGGUAUUGAAUGUCUUUUAUGGUCUAGGGAUACAUUUUGUCAUUCAUGUGAAGAUAAAACAACCAGAAAAUACAUGUGUGGUUCCUAAGAAGGCUUUGGAGAGUGCUGAACCUCAAUAAUCUUACCUCAAACAGGUUUUGUCAAAUUUGUGUAGGUCUGUUUCCUUCAACCUGAUGUCUGCCAUUAACUUAACCAUAACAUCUAUUUCUAGUCGUAUGGUGUUCAGUAUGACUAGAUAAAUAUGUUGCACGAAAUUUCACAUGGAAUAAAUGAUAAUUUUGAUUCCUGGCUAUGUGAACCUGUUAAUUUCGUGCUCUUUUUAUCAACAUUGACUCGCCUAUGAUCAGUAUGAUUAUAAAAGGUGAACACGGAUUGUCAUCUAAUCUAACUCUACAGGAAGUGUAUAUGCAUUCUUAAGACAUCAUUCAUACAACUUACAGCAGUGACUGUCCUGAUUAUAUAAAGUCUGGGACUAAACAGGACUUGUAAUGUGCUUUUAUGAUUUUUGUAUGCAAGAAAAAAUUUUUGCAAAAACUGUUCUAGGAAUUACUUCCUAUUUUGCUUAAUAUAGUGAUGUUUAUUUACUUGUGAAAACUUUGAACUCUGUUGGCACUUGUGUUGUUAAAGAUUCCAGACAAAUGGGAACAUAUGGUACACCUUAUUAAUUACUGAUGUAUUCACUACUUUUUUUAUACACUGUAUAUCUGGAAAUAUGAAAACCAAACAGCAAUUUCCUUGUAUCUGACAAAGUUGUUUUUAAAAGAAAUUAUAAUCAUGGGAAAAUUAUUAUAUGAAAUUAUUGUAUGGUCCAUUAUAUUGUACACAUGUUAUUUUUAUGUAUUUCGUUUUAAGAAAUAAUUAGGGGAGAUAACUUAUUCCUCAAAUACAGCUA
Molecule: messenger RNA, 1681 nt
Organism: Ylistrum balloti
Lineage: Eukaryota; Metazoa; Mollusca; Bivalvia; Pectinida; Pectinidae
Product: calcium-regulated heat-stable protein 1-like
Exons: 4
Coding region: 82-498 (138 amino acids)
Biological process (GO): regulation of mRNA stability
Cellular component (GO): cytoplasm
Molecular function (GO): mRNA 3'-UTR binding
Source: RefSeq, a predicted model, not a curated record